Messenger RNA from Dioszegia hungarica, 2259 nucleotides. Its product is annotated as kinase-like domain-containing protein. Gene Ontology annotation, biological process: actin cortical patch assembly; actin filament organization; protein autophosphorylation. The annotation marks the transcript as partial. Gene Ontology annotation, molecular function: protein serine/threonine kinase activity; ATP binding. The transcript has 9 exons. Gene Ontology annotation, cellular component: cytoplasm. The record is from RefSeq and is a predicted model, not a curated record. Lineage: Eukaryota; Fungi; Basidiomycota; Tremellomycetes; Tremellales; Bulleribasidiaceae.
AUGUACCAGCAACCUCCUUACCACCCGCAGCCCACCUCUGCUCCAUCACGAUACACCUCUCCGCCGAUGCCUGGGGUACAGGACCCAUACCGCGCGGCACCUAUCGCAAUGCAAGCGCGGUCACCCUACACAUCCGCAAACUCGGCCUUAUCUCCCCCUUCCUCCUCCUCCUCCGGUUUCUCCCCCAUGCCCGCUUCAUCUUCCCGGCAUCACCUUCCUCCGAAUGCCCAGUACGCAUCUCGGUCCGGUGGACCUCGAUAUACUAGCUCCCCAGCUCCAGGGUAUGCUCCGACCCCUCAACAGAAGUACAAGGGCACCUUGGCGCCGGGCACGAUCAUCAAGGUCGGUGAUGCCCAAGUUCGGAUAGAGAGGUAUCUCUCCGAAGGGGGUUAUGCGCAUGUCUACCUCACGACCUCGGACAGGCCGGUGUAUCCCCCUUCGGUCGGCGGUGGUGGUGGGGGCACGGCGAGUAAAGGCAGAUGGGGAGAGAAGGGGUAUUCCCAGCAUUGUCUGAAGAGGAUUGCGUUUGAGGAUGAGAAGGUGUGGGUGGAUGUAAGACAGGAGAUAGAAGUUAUGAAAGCUCUCCCGCCCAAUCCACACUUGACGCAAUAUCUUGCCUCGGCGCACUCAAGACUACCAAACGGAGGGUAUGAGGUAUUCAUCUUGAUGGAGUUCUGCUCUGGCGGAGGUAUCAUCGACUUGCUCAACAAGCGAUUGCGGGACAGGCUGAAGGAGAUUGAGAUCUUGAACAUCUUUACGGACGUUUGCGAGGCUGUAGCUGCAAUGCACCAUCUCAAGCAGCCAUUACUACAUCGAGACUUGAAGAUAGAGAACGUAUUAUCUGCACCGACUGGGCAGUCCGCCUCCCCACAACGACCCACACCCCUCAUAUUCAAGCUGUGCGAUUUCGGCUCUACGACCUUCCCCUCAUCCCAUCCCCCGCAAAAUAAAGUGGAAGCAGAAGCGCUCGCGCUGAAUCUGAACAAGCAUACGACCCUGCAGUAUAGGAGUCCGGAGAUGGUGGAGCCGAUGUUGGGCUGGGCUGUAGGGCUGCCAAGUGAUGUCUGGGCAUUAGGCGUACUCCUGUACAAGCUGUGUUACUAUACCACACCGUUCGAGGAGCACGGAACACUCGCUAUCGUCAAUGCGAAAUACUCGUUCCCGCAGUACCCCGUCUACUCGCCAAAGAUACAGCAUCUGAUAGCUUCGAUGUUGGUGGAUCACCCAGCGAGACGUCCCAGCGUAUUUGAGAUCCUGAAUGUCGCGCAUGAGAUGAGCGGGACUCGGCCAGAGAUUGACUACCCUUUGCCCUCCCGGUCCUUCCCACCAUCAUCAAGUCAGCCCUCGAAGCCAAAGAGCACCUCCACCAACCUCCUCGACUUCACGUCCCCCUCUCCCACUCCAUCUUCCGCACCCGCCCAGCCAGACAUCACCAGUACGGUCCAGCCCCAGCGGCGCGGUCGCCCCACACGUGAACCGAGCAAUCGGCCCAUGUCUUCCUUUACCCCGCCCAUGUCUUCUACCUCGACUCCCAGUCUACAGCCUAUGUCCCAGCCGCCGGUCGUAUCGGCCGAGCCCAAAGCUUCGAAGCCGAAGAUGCGAGUCACAGGGGAGCAGGAGGUGCAAAAGGCGAAAACGGAGAAACAGCCCAGUAUCGAUGCCUUUGGGAUGCCCGCUAUGGCUGCGCCAGGCAAGGAGGCAUCCACCGGAUCAAGCGGGUUUGGCGAUUCCUUUGCUGCGUCUCAGCCAAAGGGCGUUGCGGGGAUAUCUCAGCGAUUCGGCGGUGGUGCACCUGCUCGGUCCGGGACGGCCGACUCGGGCUUCUCGGACUCUUUCACUGCACCCAAGCCGGCCUCGCAGCCGGUCCGCAAACCAAGUCACCGCGUCGCCAGCCCCGAGAGCACCUUGUCAUCGUCCCGCUCAAACCCCACGGUCACGACAGAGGCUGCCGCCGGCGAUCUCAGCUUCGAGACUCGGUUCCCCUCGAUCGACAUGCUCGACUCGGCGGACGGGGCAACCCCUCAACCAGCCAAGUCCGCAUCGAACCUCAUAUCUCCCAUCACGUCUCCUCCUAUCUCGAAACCGCCCCUUCAGCCCCGAGCGUCGAUGAUGGGUCACCUCACUGGGGAUAUGGCGCCCAAGCAUCAGCCACUAGCUGUUCGGGCAGAAGGCGGACCUCAGCCUCGCUCGACCCAGGUCACCGGGACGGCUUUCAAGGUGUCUGAUGAAACACCGCCGGCGGGUUCGAGACCAGUCAAG